Cottoperca gobio is the source of this 4945-nucleotide messenger RNA. RefSeq names its product sema domain, immunoglobulin domain (Ig), transmembrane domain (TM) and short cytoplasmic domain, (semaphorin) 4Gb (gene sema4gb). The transcript is spliced from 15 exons. Bases 224 to 2875 code for a protein of 883 amino acids. NCBI's taxonomy places the organism in Eukaryota, Metazoa, Chordata, Actinopteri, Perciformes, Bovichtidae. Gene Ontology annotation, biological process: axon guidance; semaphorin-plexin signaling pathway; negative chemotaxis. Gene Ontology annotation, cellular component: plasma membrane. Gene Ontology annotation, molecular function: semaphorin receptor binding; chemorepellent activity. The record is from RefSeq and is a predicted model, not a curated record.
ACUGCAGCAGCAGCAGCAGAGCAGCAGCUCGGUGUUUCGCCGCGGAGAGGACGACUCAGAGGAUAUUUUUGGACUCCAGAAAAGCAGGCGACUGGAUGAUAAUUAAAGAGUCUGCAUCUGCUUUCUGCUGGGCCUAAAGAGACACACUUACACUCAGACUUCUGUGUCGAACAAAUUGAGUGCAAUUGAGGCUGUGCUUGGACCCAAGUCUGAGUGUGUUAACAUGGGAGACCAGAGGUCAGUCCUGCCGCUGCUGCUGUUGCUCCUGACGCUACUCGCCAGGCUGUCACAGCUGUGGGCCUUCCCCUUCAGCCCGUCCCUGGACCUGGAUGUCACUCCCAGGACUACCGUCUUCUCCAAAGGUCUGUUGGGCAGCGCCCGUUUCACCGGCUCUUCCCAGAACUACUCUACCCUCCUGCUGGAGGAGGAGGCCGGGCUGCUGUACGUGGGAGGCAGAGGAGCCCUGCACGCGCUCAACACUUUAAACAUCUCCAACACUGCAAACCUCACGAUUAAUUGGGACGCUUCCCCUGAACAGAAGAAGCAGUGUCUAAACAAAGGCAGAGACAAUCAGACAGAGUGCUACAAUCACAUCCGCUUUCUGCAGCGAUUCAAUGAGACUCACCUAUACGUCUGUGGAACAAACGCCUUCAGACCUCUUUGUGCUUAUAUCGAUGCAGAGCGGUUCAACUUCUCCUCCGGAUUUGAAGAGGGCAGAGAAAGGUGUCCAUAUGAUCCAGCAAAGGGAUACACUGGCCUCCUCGUAGACGGUGAGAUGUUCACGGCCUCUCAGUACGAGUUUCGCAGCUCUCCAGACGUGCGCAGAAACUUCCCCUUCCCCAUGCUCAGGACAGAGGAGGCCCCCAUUCGAUGGCUGCUGGAGGCAGAAUUUGUGGGCUCUGUGCUGCUGAAGGAGAGCAUUAACAGCUCUAUCGGUGACGACGACAAGAUUUACUUCUUCUUCACGGAGAGAAGCCAGGAGCAGAUUGCCUACCCGAGCCAGACCAAGGUGUCCAGGGUUGCCCGAGUCUGCAAGAAUGACUGGGGAGGCCAGAGGACCCUACAGAGGAAGUGGACCUCCUUCCUAAAGGCCAGAAUGGUGUGUUCAGUCCCAGAAUAUGAGCUGCACCUCAACGUCCUGCGCAGUGUGUUUGUUCUGCAGGGUCGAAACGCUCAAAGCAGCAUUUUCUAUGGCGUCUUUGGCCUGGAAUGGAAGAAUAUCAAAGCAUCUGCUAUCUGCCAGUACGCCUUCUCAGAUGUGCAAAAGGCUUUCGAGGGGCCGUACAUGGAGGUGCAGGACUCAAAGUGGAGGGAGUACACGGGCAAAGUUCCAGAGCCAAGACCAGGAUCUUGUAUAUCAGACGUGCACAGGUCGCAGGGCAUCAACUCAUCAAGAGACCUGCCAGACAAUGUCCUCACUUUCGCCAGAAGGCACCCCCUCAUGGCCAGCCAGGUGCACCCAAUAGGGGUGCGCCCACUCUUGUUCAAGAGGAGUGUCAACUACGUCAAGAUAGUCGUGCACAAGGAGCCGGCGCUGGAUGGGAACAUCUAUACUGUUCUGUUUUUAGGAACUGAUGACGGGUGGCUGCACAGAGCUGUAGACAUCGAUGGAGAAAUGCACAUCAUAGAAGAGUUGCAGCUGUUUGAUAAACCCCAGCCCAUAGAGAGCAUGGUCAUAUCCUCUGCUCUGCGGAGUAUUUACGUCGGCUCCCACUCUGGAGUCGUGCAGGUACCGAUGUCCGCCUGUCAGAGGUACACUUCCUGUUACGACUGCGUAUUCGCCAGAGAUCCGUUCUGUGGCUGGGACGGGAGGGCGUGUGUGGAAAUAUCUUCACAUGCACAGAGGUCAAACCUAACCCAGGAUAUUUUGAAGGGUAUCAGGGGCUGCAAGGAGAAUUCAGGAAAUGUGGUCCAUCGGAGGCGUUCUGUGAUGUCGGGUGACGACGUGCUACUGCAGUGCGAACUGCACUCCAACCUGGCAACUCCACGCUGGACGCUAAACGGCAAAGAACUCCAGGGAUACGGCCUCAAUUCAGGCUACCGCAUCGGCACAGAUGGCCUCCUCAUAAUCGGCGCUCGCUCCCAGCAGAGCGGCUCUUAUCGCUGCUUUGCCGUGGAGAACUCCGUCUCAGUCCUGGUUUAUCUUUACACAGUCAGGGUGCACACGGAUACGUACUACCCCGUGGAGCCCUCAGCCACGACUAACCCCACUACAGUUUCCAGCCCGACUGUUUUCUCUACCAGCAGCCCCACGGAGCAGCCUCUGCCCUCUCCUCCUGCCCCGCUGCCUCCGGGAGCUGAGUUCCAGAUCUACAGACACAUGGAGGCCGUGUACAUUUCCUUGGUGGCGGUUCUCGGAGGGCUUUGCUUGGUGUUGACUGUGGUGUUGCUUUAUGUGAGCUUCUGCACCAGACGGGCCUCUCGGAACCGAAAGUUCUCCCAGCAGGAGCUGCAGGUCUUGGGGGCCUCUGAGAGAAAGAGAAGCUCCCAUCUGGAACUUAAAACCAUCUCCAGCCACUGCAACGGCCGCCAGGGUCGUCGCUCCAUCUCGGUGCCAGCCUUCGGGGACAUCGGUGAUGGCUUCCUGCAGAUAGUUCCAGGGGAGGGCCAGUUCUCUCCAUGUAAAACGCCUCCCCCAGCGCCUCCUCUUCCUAUGCCACCGCCGCUGCCCAACAUGGACUACGCCAACGGGCUGUCGUCCACUCUGCCCAGCGUGCUGCGGAAGAUGAAUGGGAACAGCUACGUGCUGCUGAGGCAGGCCGACCACGAUGGCAUGUCACCACUCUACCACUCCUUCACAGAGGAGCUCAACAGGAUCCUGGAGCAGAGGAAACACACGCAGCUGGACCUAGAGCCUGAUGAGAGCUCCAUCUAGGACACCGCCCUCAGUCUUUGUCGCACAGUUAUUUAUUUUGACCCCAACGGUGACCCGUAGUGGUGGGGAGAACUGACCCUAUCAAAUGCUGCUGUUAUUUACCCAGUGUCAGAGUACCUCACCUGAUCUGAAAUGUGCAGCCUCCCUUGUCUCCCAUGACAAAUGGCCCAUGAUUUCACUUCAACAAUGGACUACACUAACCAGAGAUUAAUAUUCAAAAAGUGGAGCUGUGAAGAUUUUGGUCAUAGACUGCGCUGUUACAAAGUACCAUGAGAAGGCAGCUUAAUGCUUCCUCGGUGGAGACUCUCCAGAGGCUUGAGAAUUGUGGACAGAUGACACAAAAACACAAAACCGCAAAAGGUGCAAACUGGGACACAAAAAUAAAUCAGGCCAGGAGGGAGCCACGUAUUUAUGAGACUGUGGAAGUGUUCAGGAAGUUUUUAGUGCCAUGUAAUAUUAGUCUUCUAUGGAGCUUAAAGUGAUACUCCACCCAAAAUCAUUUGGCUACUGUGGGAAACUACCUUUCACCUAACGUGCCCGCAACCUGAGAGCCUUUCCCUGCGUGUUGCAAGUCUGACAUGAGGAUGUUCCUGGUCCCUGGUCUGGGGGAGAACAGGUUUGACUCACCUGUAGACCCAGGAGUGGACUCUGUAUCACCAAAGCCACUCAUAGUAUUUUUAUGAGGCUGAUGGUGAUAGUAGCUGUUCCAGCUGGUAGGCCUCCCCUUUUUUGGGCAGCUAUUGGCAGGUCAGCGUGUUUUUAUGGGCCAAAAAUGCAUCAUAUCGGGUUAAAUCGGCUGACCUUCACGUGUGUCGCAUCUCCGUGUGACGUCGGAGCAAGUACACUAAUCUACUAAGAACUACGAAAAGACUUAUCAUAACAGUCAACUUCAAAACAUCCAACAAGUAUAUGAUUGUUACAAGAAGAAGUUUCAUAUUUUGAAACACUUUUUUUAACAGGGAAAACUUUUCCAAAAAGGAAUCCAUUGUAAGACUGCAACUCAACAUGUUUUUAUGAUCAAUUAAUCUGGAAAUGAUUUCUUUCAAUACAUUUUUUUGUCUAGAAAUGUCAGAACAUAGAGACCAGUGUGGUGCCCAGUAAGUGUUUUGACAUUUAUUUCAUUUAAUGAACUGAAAUUUGUCAUGAAUUCAAUCUGACUACGAGCUCUCUAUAAAGGAGCCACAUUUGAAGCCCACAGGGGGAGCCUGAUUGAGACUCAAAAGAUAGAUUUUAUGUGUAGUAUUACUUUAAAAAGCUGUUACAGUACACGAGAGCUCAGGUGAUAAGACAAAACAUCGUCAUUUCAAAUUAUAUAAAUCCAAUCUUUCUUCAUUUUCUUCUGCCCUCAUGUAGAUUGCUGCAGCUGUGAGUAGCUUUUUCUUGUGCCAAUGGUGACACCUGUAGCAAACCUUCUGUUUUCAGCAUCUGUGUGAGAAAAGAGACACGCCUUGAGUAUUCUGUUAAAGACCAUGAAAGGUGCAGUAAGUUUGUGAUAAGAUUGAUUGAAAUGACUGUAGACCACAGACUGGCCUCAGGGCCCUGAAGGCUGAGAGGAAACCACAGCAUACACUGAAAACAAACGGAGGAGAUGCUGUAAAAAUGCUUAUUUGCUGUUUAAUAUUUAUACAGCUACGACAUACUUUGUCUUCGUCAGACUGAAACCUGUCUUUAGAUGAUCAUUCCGUACACCUUGAUGUUGCUUUCUCCUGAGACAUCAAGAGUUUCAUGCCAACUAUUUCAAAGACGGAUGAAAACACUGGGUUCUUUCAAAAAUGAUGUCCCCAAAAGAUAAAAUGGUCUUCAUCAACUUUUGCUCUGAAAAAGCUGCAGGUGGCUAUUUGUCGAAUCAGAGAAGAGAAGACCUUCACACAUGCAGCCCACAAAGGCAUCCUCAGUGUUUACCUGACAUCAGAGCAAGGCCAAAACAACAAGAACCGCAGAGCGUACAGUAUUUCCUAGACAAGGUGAACAUGAUUAAAUAGUACGUAUAACUUAGAGGGACUGAAAUGAAUCUCUGAGCAGUUUGUAAACGUGUCACGGCCAGUGGUGAAUAAAGAUCUGUCUUUUCCA